AGUUUAUAAUAAAGUGGCGAACAUGUGUGGUUGAGUACAUAUAUCUUUCAGAAUCAUGCAUUUGAAAUCCAAAAUAAAUCAUGAUUCUCAACAAAUGCGUCUUCUCUUUGCGCAGUGUUCGUUUAAUCCGAAUCUAGCCGAAGAUACCCGAGCGCACCGUGAUUUGCAAGGACAGUAUCGUAUUGGAUACACGGUCACAAAUGUUUCCAAGUUUUUAUGUGGUUUGACAUAAAACUAUAUUCCUCAAUAGUUUUGUGUAUAACAUCAAACAAAUCUUUUAAUGAUCGCGUAAAAUAUGUAAUUGGCAAAUUCAGUGUGAAUCCUGCAUUCGGAUAGUUGUGUGGUAUUGAUAUUACUCAAAAGAACUUAUGGUAUUUUGUGACAGUACACGAUAGAUACGGUAGUGCGAUACCGACGAAUCAUGUUUCCCUAGGAAAUAUCCCUAGGAAUCGAAAGAUCACUCUGUGCAAGUGGUAAUAUCGGUUGUAUUUACCCCCACCUCUACGUUCGUUGCUCUGUGUGCCGUUUGGCGUAUUCCACUGUCGGAGUUGUGAAGCAACGAAGCGGUUUCGUCAAAUGUGUCGCAUUAUGUGUGCGUUUCGUGCUGUUUCUGAAUGAGUUUAUCAUCGAUUAAGUGUCUAAGGACGACACAGUGCGUUCCAUUUGAUAAUAUCGCUGCGGGUAGUGUGAGUAUGUCGAACGGUGAACGAUGACACGCCCGUGAAAAAAACGAUAACAACGGCGGUGUAUCCUUUGAUUGACCAGAAAGGCCCAGAGGCAACUCAGUACGCGAAGGACCAUCUUUGUAUAUUUCUGUGUGAUUACAUUAAACAAAACAUGCUUCAACCGAGAACCGCGUGCAUCAGACGGUAAAGAAGAAAAUAAGGGAAUGGCUAGUUUGAUGGUAACCGCUUCAAGUAAGAAUAGUUCACGCAGUACAUCACCCAACAGAGGAAAUACAUCGACAUCACAACAACAAUCAGCUAGCUUGGAUCAUACUCCAAAAGCACGUAAUGUUUCACUUUCCCAAACAGGGGAGGGUAGUACAGGCAGUGGAAGUAGCGGUGGAGGCAGCUUCAGUAUGAAAGGUAGUAGGCAAAAAUCACCAGGAACUGUGAUUCGAGUAGGAGAUGCUAUGGAUGAUCCAAAUACCAAUCAAAUCACUGCCGAACAAGAUGAGUUUGUGCCAAAUAUUCAUCCACCCACUGAUGAUGAGGGAGAACAGUAUCACGCAACACAAUCGUUCCUAUCGAAUGGCUCCUCCGAGCUAAUAACAGACGAUGUUGACUCUAACUCUGCUCGUGUUUGUCAAGCUAUUGAGCAUAUUCAAAAUAAAAUUGCUAAAACACGAGAGCUUAUAAGAAUAGAACAAACCACCCGUGAUGAAAAUGUUAAUGAGUAUUUAAAAUUAGCUGCUAAUGCAGACAAGCAACAACUAAAUAGAAUCAAGGCAGUAUUUGAGAAAAAGAAUCAAAAAUCAGCGCACAGUAUUUCUCAACUCCAAAAAAAAUUGGAUAGUUACACAAAGAAAUUGAAAAAUUACGAGUUAAAUGGAGCACCUGCGAGUCAUAGGCAACCUAGAGAAGUGCUUCGUGAUAUGGGACAAGGACUCAAAAAUGUAGGCGGCAAUAUUAGGGAUGGAAUUACUGGUUUUUCAGGAAGUGUUAUGUCAAAACCAAGAGAAUUUGCACAUUUGAUAAAAAAUAAGUUCGGUAGUGCCGAUAAUAUAAACACCUUAUCACUUGAAAGUAAUGGCUCGACUUUUUAUGUAAACGAUACACCGCGUGCAGGUAAUGGAGAUAACGCUAGUGUUGAAGAUGAAAAAGCACACCACGGAUCAGCAACGCUUCCCGGUGGAUGUAGUUUGGGCUCGACACACAGUGCCGCGGCAAUUAAAUUUCCGUCUGAAGAAGGUUCAGAAUGUUCUAGCGUCACGAGUGAAAGUGGGCCCGGUAGUAGAGGUCAAGCACACACGUGCCCUAGUAAUAAUAAUUCUGCACUUAGUCUUAAGUCCAUUUUCACCGAGUUACAAGAACACAGAGAAAACUUGGAUAGGAUGAAAGAAAAAUUAGAGGGUCUUAAGACUCUACAACAAGAGGUGACAUAUCUUUCCCAUGCUUUGCAAGAGGAACGAUUUCGAUGCGAACGUUUGGAGGAACAAAUCAAUGACCUGACUGAACUCCAUCAAAACGAGGUAGAAAAUUUGAAACAGACGAUAACAGACAUGGAGGAAAAAGUGCAAUAUCAAAGCGAAGAUCGUUUAAGAGACAUACACGAAAUGCUGGAAUGUUGUCAGACUAAAAUUUGUAAAAUGGAACACCAACAACUACAGCACCAGCAAUAUGUGACGUUAGAGGGUCUGGAUAACAGUAACGCGAGAGCGUUGGUUGUUAAACUCAUAAAUGUAGUAUUAACAGUGUUGCAAGUUAUUCUACUUCUUGUUGCAACAGGUGCUGGUAUAAUGAUGCCUUUCCUUAGGACCAGCUGUACUAAGCCUCAUUGUUUCAUGUGCAGGGUGCGCAUAUUAACAACUACGUUUGUUGUAUUGGGAAUAGUGUUCGUUCUCAAACAAUGGCCUGAGGUUCACGAUGUUGGCAGUCACCUUAUGCGCCAUCUUAAACAAAUCCUCGCCGUUAAGUAGCAUCGGUGGAAUACUUAAAUUUAUUAUACCCUGUGAUGAAGAACAAUUGUACACAAUGAUCAACAUUUUGGACCCAUUUAUAUCAGUGCUGUAGUUUUGGAGCAAUAAUAGUAGGUAUAUGCGCAAAUGAUUUUAUUUAUAUUUGAAAUUUGAUCAUGUUCACCAUUAUUCGAUUAAACGAGGCGAGUGAUUAAAUCAAUUUGAUACUGUUAACAGAAUUAUUACAUAUAAAACAUAUUUUGCUGUGCAAAAAUGUUUCACUUAGGAAGAAAAGGGUAAUUUUUCCUCGAGACGAUAGAUGAAAGUGUCUCUUAUCCCUAAUGCAAUUAUUACGAAUUUAUUGAUAUCCUCUUCAUUUUUACCUGAACAAUUUUUAUUCUUUUUUUUUUAAGGAAAACUAUAGUCCAUGUAUUUGCACGGUUAGUUGAGUGCUCUUAAUGUAAAGAUGAUUCUGCUUUGUAAUGAAAUUAAAACAUCUAUCAACCAUAAAGAGAGUAGUAAUUAUAACGCUGUACGCUGAUAUUGCUUGAUUACAUACGGCACAUUGUUAGAAGAAUUUACUCCGGUGUCAUAUAAUUACGUUCACUUUUACAUAAAUCAUUGAUUCAAAGGUAGAAGAGAAAUGUUCUAUCGUCAAGUGUCUGUGGGAGGUGUUAAAAUAUUUUUCUUUUACUCCAGGAAUAUAGUUGGUAUACUUGAUACCGCAGAACUAAACCAAGUAUUUGUAAUUAAAGUCGUCCAAUUGCUAAACAAUAAUGUAAAUUAAGAAGAAUAAAAGUACACUUAAAAUAAUUGUAGGAACUUUUCACAUUCAGAAUGUAUAAAGUAGUAUGAUGUACUCUUUUAGUAUUCGAUGAUAGGAUGAUUUGAUCAUUUUUAGAAAUUGCAACGUUUCUAAUAACCUUUAUGUAUAAUUCAUAAGUUAAUUCUACAUUCAUGGGAACUUGAAAUGUGUGUAUAUACCAUAACAUCAAAUAUCAAAAGAGGACCAACAUGCUGUCUUUUCCUCUUACUCUAUAACAGUAAUUUAUUUCAUAUGCAAUGUAGAAUAACACUUGUUUCAGAAUAAACGAUAUUUAGCUAUUUAUGCUCUUCAGUCUCAUGAGUGUUUAAAAACCACCACAGACACAAGAAUUACAUACAUAUACUGUAUCGAACAUAAAAGAAAUGAACCAUGACAGAUAUUGAAAUGAGAGAAAGACUGAUGGACUACAUCGCUGUUAUAAUUGUGAAUAAUUUAAUAUUUGUGGCGAUUUUAUGUUGCUAAUCAUUGAGGAAUGUUAAGUCGAUAGAAUGAUAAUGAAAAAAAAAAAAUGAAUAUAAGAAUAAUAAUGAUGUAACAU
This is a messenger RNA of Osmia lignaria (orchard mason bee), 3984 nucleotides long. The record is from RefSeq and is a predicted model, not a curated record. Lineage: Eukaryota; Metazoa; Arthropoda; Insecta; Hymenoptera; Megachilidae.